GUGAUGGAGACCAAUCAAAGUCUGGUGACCGAGUUUGUUCUGAAAGGACUAACAGACAAUCAAGAGCUGAAAGUCCCUCUGUUCCUGGCUUUCUUGUUGAUCUAUGUCAUCACCAUGGUGGGCAAUGUUGGACUGAUUUUUCUCAUCUGGAAGGACCCACAUCUUCACACCCCUAUGUAUUUUUUCCUUGGCAGCUUAGCCUUUGCAGAUGCUUGUACCUCCUCCUCUGUGACUCCUAGGAUGCUUGUCAACAUCUUAGACAAUGGUCAAAUGAUAUCCCUGUUUGAGUGCAUGGCCCAAUAUUAUUUUUUUGGUUCCAGUGCAACCACAGAAUGUUUUCUUCUGGUAGUGAUGGCCUAUGACCGUUAUGUUGCCAUAUGUAACCCUUUACUUUACCUAGUAAUAAUGUCCAACAGAGUCUGUGUUUCAUUGAUAGCUCUGUCAUAUGUAAUUGGUUUUCUGCACCCUAUAAUUCAUGUAGGCUUAUUAUUUAGACUAACUUUCUGUAAGUUCAAUGUAAUAGAUCAUUUCUACUGUGAAAUCUUGCCUCUAUAUACACUUGCUUGCACUGAUCCAUCUAUCAAUGCAUUAGUAGUUUUCAUAUUUGCUGCUUUUAUACAAGCUAUUACUUUUUUGACCAUCAUGGUCUCUUAUAUUCGUGUCCUACUUGCCAUUCUGAAGAAGUCUGACAAGCGCAGAAACAAAGCCUUCUCCACGUGCAGUGCCCACCUGCUCUCUGUCUCUUUGUUCUAUGGCACUCUUUUCAUUAUGUACGUGCGUCCUGGAUCUGGCCCCCAAAAAUACCAGGAUAAAAUGUAUUCACUGUUCUACACAAUUAUAAUCCCCCUGCUAAAUCCCUUUAUUUAUAGCCUGAGAAACAAAGAGGUUUUGGGUGCACUGAGAAAAAUGAUAAAGAAAUAA
Molecule: messenger RNA, 921 nt
Organism: Ochotona curzoniae (black-lipped pika)
Lineage: Eukaryota; Metazoa; Chordata; Mammalia; Lagomorpha; Ochotonidae
Product: olfactory receptor 5AC2
Exons: 1
Coding region: 4-921 (305 amino acids)
Biological process (GO): sensory perception of smell; G protein-coupled receptor signaling pathway
Cellular component (GO): membrane
Molecular function (GO): odorant binding; olfactory receptor activity; G protein-coupled receptor activity
Source: RefSeq, a predicted model, not a curated record